This is a messenger RNA of Sclerotinia sclerotiorum 1980 UF-70, 1326 nucleotides long. RefSeq lists its product as hypothetical. Lineage: Eukaryota; Fungi; Ascomycota; Leotiomycetes; Helotiales; Sclerotiniaceae. The record is from RefSeq and is a predicted model, not a curated record. The transcript is spliced from 4 exons. Gene Ontology annotation, cellular component: nucleus. Gene Ontology annotation, molecular function: DNA binding. Bases 1 to 1326 code for a protein of 441 amino acids.
AUGGUCCGUCGAAAAAGUUUAAAAGUGCAGGAAAUGGAAUCUCGACUUGCUGAAGCAGUAUUAGGAGUUCAAAAUGGAAAGUAUAAGUCUUCAUAUGAAGCUGCAAAAGAACUGGGGCUUUCUAAAGAUACUGUGACGCGAUGCGUCAAAGGAGUUGUUAUUGGCCGUCGAAUUGAAUCUGUAAGAAUGGAUGGUGCAACCAGGGAAACAUGUAGUACUUGGUUUGACGCGUAUCAAAAAGCGAUUCAGGAUUAUGGAAUUGAGAAGAAAGACGAAUACAAUAUGGAUGAAUCUGGACAUUCAAUUGGGACAAUGGAAUCAACCCGAAUUAUUAUCGAUUCUACACUUCGUACAAAACAUCAAGCACAUCCAGGCUGUCAAGAGUGGAUUUCAAUGGUAGAGUGUAUUUGUGUGGAUGGAUCCAUUCUUCCACCACUCGGGAUUUUUAAAGGUAAAAACGUCCUUCAAAAUUGGAUUCCGAAGGAAGUUCUUGGUAGUUGGUUCUUUUCAGCAAAUACAAAGGGCUGGACAAGCAAUCUUCAUGGAUUAGAAUGGCUAAAACGCGUUUUCGAACCUGCAACUUGUGCAAAAGCAGAUGGCAAAUAUCGGCUUCUCAUCUGUGAUGGCCACGAUUCUCAUAUUAGUGGAAACUUUAUAGCUCACUGCCUUCAAAAUCGAAUUGUACUUCUUAUACUUCCUCCUCAUACCUCGCAUUUGCUUCAGCCACUUGAUGUUGCGGUUUUCGGUCCAUUGAAAAAACGGCUCACCGCAGCACUUUCUGAUUUGAAUCAAGCUCAACUUGUACAAAUACAAAAGAUUGAAUGGAUGGAGGCAUAUAUUAAAGCUCGAGCCGAUGUAUGCCAUCAUCAAAAUAUCGAAUCGGCAUGGCGGGGAGCUGGGUUACAUCCAUUUAAUCCACAGAGAGUGUUCCGUACACUGGGUCGAGAGUUUACCCCCGAAAUCGAAAUAUCCAAAGAACCAACCCAAUUUGAUAUUUUUAAUCAAGUCUUUGUCAAUAGCUCACCCCCGGAUGUAGCAAUCUUACAAAUAGCAAAUAACCUUUUAAAUUCAACAAUUGAAAAUGAUACAACUCUUUCAACCCCGAUUCAUCAAUACAUUCGAAAAUUGACGAUUAGGAGUGAGCAACUUCGAGCUCAAAGUAUUGUUCACCAACACGAUGCGAAUAAUUUACGAGCUAUUAUGAAGAAACGUACGAUACGGAAAGGGAAAGUAAUUGAAUAUGAGACUGAAACUGAAGAGGAUAUUGGAGAAGAAGUUGAAGAUGAAUCUGAAAGUGAUAUUGGAGAUUUAAUCAUGGAAGCAUGA